Gracilinanus agilis (Agile Gracile Mouse Opossum) is the source of this 5215-nucleotide messenger RNA. It is a transcript of the gene HECW2, whose product is annotated as HECT, C2 and WW domain containing E3 ubiquitin protein ligase 2. Gene Ontology annotation, biological process: regulation of dendrite morphogenesis. The record is from RefSeq and is a predicted model, not a curated record. Gene Ontology annotation, molecular function: protein binding; ubiquitin-protein transferase activity. The transcript has 28 exons. The coding region runs from base 1 to 4713 and encodes 1570 amino acids. NCBI's taxonomy places the organism in Eukaryota, Metazoa, Chordata, Mammalia, Didelphimorphia, Didelphidae.
AUGGCUAGCUCAGCCCGGGAGCACCUGCUUUUUGUGAGAAGGCGCAACCCUCAGAUGCGCUACACGCUGAGUCCAGAGAACCUCCAGAGCCUUGCCUCCCAGGGCUCCAUGCCCGAGAACAUGAACCUGCAGCGGGCUAACAGUGACACUGACCUGGUGACUUCAGAGAGCCGCUCUAGCCUGACUGCGAGCAUGUAUGAAUAUACCCUGGGUCAAGCCCAGAAUUUGAUUAUCUUUUGGGACAUUAAAGAGGAAGUGGACCCUACAGACUGGAUUGGACUUUAUCAUAUAGAUGAGAAUUCUCCAGCCAAUUUUUGGGAUUCCAAGAACCGAGGUGUGACUGGGACACAAAAAGGCCAAAUUGUUUGGAGAAUUGAACCUGGGCCCUAUUUUAUGGAACCGGAAAUAAAAAUAUGUUUUAAAUACUACCAUGGCAUUAGUGGAGCCCUGAGAGCUACUACCCCAUGUAUUACUGUGAAAAAUCCUGCUGUGAUGAUGGGGGCAGAAGGUAUGGAAGGAGGUGCUUCAGGAAAUCAACAUUGUCGGAAAUUAGUCAGUUUUACCUUAUCAGAUCUUAGGGCAGUUGGAUUAAAGAAAGGAAUGUUCUUUAAUCCUGAUCCUUACCUUAAGAUGUCAAUUCAGCCAGGAAAGAAGAGCAGUUUUCCUACAUUUGCCCAUCAUGGGCAGGAAAGAAGGUCUACUAUCAUCAGUAACACAACUAAUCCAAUUUGGCACAGAGAGAAAUAUUCCUUUUUUGCACUUCUUACUGAUGUCUUAGAAAUUGAAAUUAAAGACAAAUUUGCCAAGAGUCGUCCUAUCAUUAAGCGUUUCCUUGGGAAACUAACCAUACCAGUCCAGAGGUUGCUGGAACGUCAAGCCAUUGGUGAUCAAAUGCUCAGCUACAACCUUGGCAGAAGGCUCCCAGCUGACCAUGUGAGUGGGUAUCUCCAAUUCAAAGUUGAGAUUACAUCUUCUAUUCAUGAAGAUGCUUCACCAGAAGCAGUUGGCACCAUCCUUGGAGUGAAUUCUGUGAAUGGAGAUCUGGGAAGUCCCUCUGAUGAUGAGGACAUGCCAGGAGGACAUCAUGACUCCCCUCCAGUUUGUUCUAAUGGUCCAAUCUCUGAGGAAAGUGCUCCAGAUGGCACUCCAAAGCAUUCCUUUAGGACUAGCUCUACUAUGGAAAUAGACCCAGAGGAUCUAACCUCUAGUUCUUCCAGGACCUCCCCUCCCAGAGGACGGCAGGAUUCUUUGAAUGAUUAUCUAGAUGCCAUUGAACACAAUGGUCAUUCCAGGCCUGGGACAUCUGCCUGUGCUGAGAGGUCCCUUGGAGCUUCUCCCAAACUAAGAAGUAGUUUCCCCACUGAUACUAGACUCAAUGCCAUGCUUCAUAUUGACUCCGAUGAAGAGGAUCAUGAGUUUCAGCAAGAUCUGGGUUAUCCUUCCUCCUUGGAAGAGGAAGGAGGAUUGGUAAUGUUUAGUAGUGCUUCAAGAACUGAUGAAGGGAACUCAGUGAUGAGUCAGGCAAAGCCAGACACCAAUCCUACUGAGGUGGAGGAAGACCCAGUGGUUGAAGCUGCUUCCUUUGAGAAUAAACCAGAGGAAGAACUUCCAGAGGUUCCUGACAGUUCCUCAGUUUCAGAUGCAGCUGCAGAAGAAGGAGAAAAUGGCCAAGAACCUCAGCCAAGUGCAGAGCAGGGCAGUGGCGAAUUGUGUGACUCUCAAGAGGGUGACCAGCUCCCCAGUGAUGUAGACCCAGGGAAUUCUGAUGCACCAGGAGAAAGCAGAAGGGCCAUCAGUGAGACUGAGUCUAUUGACCAGGGGUCUGAACCUUCCCAAGUAUCAUCUGAAACAGAGCCCAGUGACCCUGCCCGGACUGAGAGUGUCAGUGAGGCCAGCACCAGGCCUGAGGGAGAGAGUGAUGUGGAAGGGGCUGAUAGUUCCUGCAAUGAGAGUGUUACCACACAACUAUCUUCAGUGGAUACCCGGUGCUCUUCUUUGGAGAGUGCCCGGUUUCCUGAAACCCCAGCAUUUUCAUCUCAGGAAGAAGAAGAAGGAGCCUGUGCUGCAGAGCCUGGCAACAGUGGUCCUGCUUCAGAGUCACAGGAUUCUGUAUGCACCCCUGGGUCUCUGCCUGUGGUAAGGGUACCCAGUGGUCAGGAGGAAGGGCAGGGGGCAGAAAUGCCUGCCCUGCCCAAUGGAGAGGAGAUGGGGGAGAUCUGGCAGAGGAGGAAUAGUCUUCAGGCUACUGCAGAGAGCUCACAUGAAGACGACACUGGGGAUGCCCAAGAAGCUUGUGAAGGGGCCACUGCUCAGGCUGAAGGAGCUACUGGAGGUGCUCAAGCCAACGGCCACCAGCCAUUGCGAUCGCUACCUUCAGUGCGUCAGGAUGUUAGCCGAUACCAGAGGGUGGACGAGGCUCUGCCACCAAAUUGGGAGGCACGGAUCGACAGUCAUGGAAGGAUAUUCUAUGUGGAUCAUGUAAACAGAACAACAACUUGGCAGAGACCCACUGCUCCCCCCGCCCCGCAAAUACUUCAGAGAUCCAAUUCUAUACAACAAAUGGAGCAGCUAAACCGUAGGUAUCAAAGUAUCCGUAGAACAAUGACUAAUGAAAGGCCUGAAGAACACGCUAAUGCCAUUGAUGGAGCUGGAGAGGAGACAGACUUCCAUCAAUCCAACGCAGAUUUUCGACGGGAGAAUGUGCUGCCCCACUCUACCUCCAGGUCCAGGCUGACGUUACUGUUACAGUCUCCCCCUGUGAAAUUUCUCAUAAGCCCAGAGUUCUUCACAGUGCUGCAUUCUAACCCUAGUGCCUACCGCAUGUUUACAAACAACACGUGUUUGAAGCACAUGAUCACCAAAGUCCGGCGGGACACCCACCACUUUGAACGCUACCAGCAUAAUCGAGACCUGGUGGGUUUUCUCAACAUGUUUGCUAACAAACAGCUGGAGCUGCCAAGGGGCUGGGAAAUGAAACAUGAUCAUCAGGGCAAGGCUUUUUUUGUUGACCAUAAUUCUCGUACCACCACUUUCAUUGACCCUCGGCUCCCACUGCAGAGCAGCAGACCCACAAGCGCUUUGGUACAUCGGCAACAUCUGACCAGGCAGCGCAGUCACAGUGCUGGUGAGGUAGGAGAGGACUCUCGACAUUCAGGACCACCAGUUCUUCCUAGGCCAUCCAGCACAUUCAAUACUGUCAGUAGGUCACAGUACCAGGACAUGGUUCCAGUAGCCUACAAUGACAAGAUUGUUGCAUUUCUACGUCAGCCCAAUAUCUUUGAAAUUCUACAGGAGCGUCAGCCUGACCUUACCAGGAACCACUCACUCAGGGAGAAGAUUCAGUUUAUCCGGACAGAGGGGACACCUGGACUGGUACGUCUUUCCAGUGAUGCUGACCUUGUAAUGUUGCUAAGUUUAUUUGAAGAAGAGAUAAUGUCAUAUGUGCCUCCACAUGCCUUACUCCACCCCAGCUAUUGCCAGUCCCCACGCAGUUCCCCCGUGUCCUCACCUCAGAACUCUCCAGGUACCCAGCGUGCCAAUGCCCGAGCUCCUGCCCCUUACAAACGAGAUUUUGAAGCCAAACUAAGGAACUUCUACAGGAAGUUGGAAACAAAAGGAUAUGGACAAGGGCCAGGGAAGUUAAAGUUAAUCAUCAGAAGAGACCAUUUGUUGGAAGACGCUUUUAAUCAGAUUAUGGGUUAUUCCAGAAAAGACUUGCAGAGGAAUAAGCUUUAUGUCACCUUUGUUGGAGAGGAAGGGCUGGAUUACAGUGGACCUUCUAGAGAGUUUUUCUUCCUGGUAUCCAGAGAACUCUUUAAUCCAUAUUAUGGCUUAUUUGAAUAUUCAGCUAAUGAUACAUACACAGUACAAAUAAGUCCCAUGUCUGCUUUUGUAGACAAUCACCAUGAAUGGUUCAGGUUUAGUGGUCGAAUCCUUGGCCUUGCAUUGAUACACCAGUAUUUGUUAGAUGCCUUCUUCACACGACCAUUUUAUAAGGCCCUUCUCAGAAUUCUGUGUGAUUUGAGUGAUCUAGAAUACCUUGAUGAAGAGUUCCACCAGAGCCUACAGUGGAUGAAAGAUAAUGACAUCCAUGACAUCCUAGACCUCACCUUUACUGUAAAUGAAGAAGUUUUUGGACAGAUCACCGAACGAGAAUUAAAGCCAGGGGGUGCCAAUAUCCCAGUCACAGAGAAGAACAAGAAGGAAUAUAUCGAAAGAAUGGUGAAAUGGAGAAUUGAGAGGGGUGUUGUACAACAAACAGAGAGCUUAGUGCGGGGUUUCUAUGAGGUGGUGGAUGCUAGGCUGGUAUCUGUUUUUGAUGCGAGGGAACUGGAACUGGUCAUUGCUGGAACUGCUGAAAUAGACCUAAGUGACUGGAGAAACAACACAGAAUAUAGAGGAGGCUAUCACGACAAUCAUAUUGUAAUCCGGUGGUUCUGGGCUGCUGUAGAAAGAUUCAACAAUGAACAACGACUAAGGUUGUUACAGUUUGUCACAGGCACAUCCAGCAUACCCUACGAAGGCUUUGCUUCUCUGCGAGGGAGUAAUGGGCCAAGGAGAUUCUGUGUGGAGAAAUGGGGGAAAAUCACUGCCCUUCCCAGGGCUCAUACUUGUUUUAAUCGUCUGGACCUUCCCCCCUAUCCAUCAUUCUCCAUGCUUUAUGAAAAACUUUUGACAGCUGUUGAAGAAACAAGUACUUUUGGACUCGAAUAAUCUGGCAACCAUAGUGCCCAGCCCUUUGUGGAUGGGACUUCAUGGAACUUGCCCUCUUGAAGAAUGAGUGAACCUCGAUUUGGAAGUUCCUAGAGAAUGGUUACUUUACAGUGUAUCUAGGGAGUAAGAUUCCAAGAACAAAUGCUCAAUAAUUUCUGGGGCGUAUAGGACAGUGGUGACAGAGUCCUCUUGGAAGGAUCUGGAUAGGCCUGAUGUGCAGGGAAAACCCAACAGUCUUUCAAUCAACAGUUCUUCCUGACUGCCAAACUUUUUUUUCUUCCAUUCAUUAUGUUCCAAGAACAAGAUGAGACUGUACUGGAUCAACUACAUGGUAAUUAUAAGGACUUCUCAAGAUCCUAAAAACUAGUCCUUGAACUUAUUCAAGCCAAACUGUGGCAUCUCUUGACCCAACUUCCAAAUUAGCUUAAGUUAAAUGAUAUAAUAAAGAAAAAUCUUUCCUGAAAGUACAUUAAUUUAUGCCCACUGUUAUGAUAGAACAACC